Molecule: messenger RNA, 16749 nt
Organism: Coregonus sp. 'balchen'
Lineage: Eukaryota; Metazoa; Chordata; Actinopteri; Salmoniformes; Salmonidae
Source: the annotation of a GenBank genome assembly
AUGAUCUCCCGAGCUAGAGAACAGGCUGCAUGGAGGCUCAGGUCUGAAAAAUGGGGGCAAUACUUGACUGGCCUGUGAUUCAGGAUAUGUGCUGUGUACUUUUCCCUCAGGGUUAGUGCCUAUCUAUAAUACUGUUAGACCAUGCACAUUUUAUGAAAUGUCUAACAGAUGCCACCCUUUACCUUUCUCAACAAUAACAUCUGAAAAGUUGUACUGAAAAAUUGCACAAUUAAAGCAAACAUUACGUAUGUCUUCAGGCUUCCAUUAAAGAGAUACACAACUUCCUUUCGGAUUAUGGAUGAACUAUGCCCCUUUAAGCCUCCCCAAGAGGCUAGAAGCUCUUGAUUAAGUCACCACUCUUAUUAAAAAGGGAUCCAAAAGGAUUCUCCUAUGGGGAUAGCUGAAGAACCCUUUUAGGUUCUAGAUAGCACCUUUUUUUCUAAGAGUGUAGGUGUUGAACUAAGGUUGCUAUUGUAAUUUAACAAGAAGAUCUACUUUUUUUAUUACCAUUUUUAAUUAGCUUUUUAUUUUUUAUUUUUUUAAUCCUCACAAGCUGUUAAACAUUUAAUAACAUUUGUAUGGCCUUAGGUAGUGAUUUACUUUUUCAACCAAUGGAUGGCUUAUUAUAACUGGCCAAUUGAUUGGUUGAUGAAUUUAUAUACUGUACUUGAUUGGCUGUUACUAUUUUGGGGGUGGUUGUUAUGCUGAUAGCUGUGGAGCAGAGACACAGUGUCUGCAUGCACAUUGACUUCCAACAUGUUGAGCACUCUGGACAGUAGUUUGGAAUUAUGGAAAACAGAUGUGGGGCCUCCCGGGUUCUGCCCUGUACAGUUCUAACAGGCCUUGCAUCAGGAGAGGAGGCAGCUAUCUACGCGCCCCCAGCGUGGAAAAUAUUCUUGCUGUUAUGAAAUUGUGUUUUGCAUGUUUUGUGGUGGUGAAGCCAUUUGAAUGUAAUCAGCUAGGAAUGGGGAUGACUUAUUUUUGUUUCUCUGAGUGUGUGUGUGUGUGUGUGUGUGUGUGUGUGUGUGUGUGUGUGUGUGUGUGUGUGUGUCUGUGUGUGUGCGUGUGUCUAAUCAAAUCAAAUGUUAUUGGUCACAUACAGUGGGGGUAAAAAGUAUUUAGUCAGCCACCAAUUGUGCAAGUUCUCCCACAUAAAAAGAUGAGAGAGGCCUGUAAUUUUCAUCAUAGGUACACGUCAACUAUGACAGACAAAAUGAGAAAAUAAAAUCCAGAAAAUCACAUUGUAGGAUUUUUAAUGAAUUUAUUUGCGAAUUAUGGUGGAAAAUAAGUAUUUGGUCAAUAACAAAAGUUUCUCAGUACUUUGUUAUAUACCCUUUGUUGGCAAUGACACAGGUCAAACGUUUUCUGUAAGUCUUCACAAGGUUUUCACACACUGUUGCUGGUAUUUUGGCCCAUUCCUCCAUGCAGAUCUCCUCUAGAGCAGUGAUGUUUUGGGGCUGUCGCUGGGCAACACGGACUUUCAACUCCCUCCAAAGAUUUUCUAUGGGGUUGAGAUCUGGAGACUGGCUAGGCCACUCCAGGACCUUGAAAUGCUUCUUACGAAGCCACUCCUUCGUUGCCCGGGCGGUGUGUUUGGGAUCAAUGUCAUGCUGAAAGACCCAGCCACGUUUCAUCUUCAAUGCCCUUGCUGAUGGAAGGAGGUUUUCACUCAAAAUCUCACGAUACAUGGCCCCAUUCAUUCUUUCCUUUACACGGAUCAGUCGUCCUGGUCCCUUUGCAGAAAAACAGCCCCAAAGCAUGAUGUUUCCACCCCCAUGCUUCACAGUAGGUAUGGUGUUCUUUGGAUGCAACUGAGCAUUCUUUGUCCUCCAAACACGACGAGUUGAGUUUUUACCAAAAAGUUAUAUUUUGGUUUCAUCUGACCAUAUGACAUUCUCCCAAUCCUCUUCUGGAUCAUCCAAAUGCACUCUAGCAAACUUCAGACAGGCCUGGACAUGUACUGGCUUAAGCAGGGGGACACGUCUGGCACUGCAGGAUUUGAGUCCCUGGCGGCGUAGUGUGUUACUGAUGGUAGGCUUUGUUACUUUGGUCUCAGCUCUCUGCAGGUCAUUCACUAGGUCCUAAUAAUUGCUCCCACAGUUGAUUUCUUCAAACCAAGCUGCUUAUCUAUUGCAGAUUCAGUCUUCCCAGGCUGGUGCAGGUCUACAAUUUUGUUUCUGGUGUCCUUUGACAGCUCUUUGGUCUUGGCCAUAGUGGAGUUUGGAGUGUGACUGUUUGAGGUUGUGGACAGGUGUCUUUUAUACUGAUAACAAGUUCAAACAGGUGCCAUUAAUACAGGUAACGAGUGGAGGACAGAGGAGCCUACAGGUCUGUGAUAGCCAGAAAUCUUGCUUGUUUGUAGGUGACCAAAGACUUAUUUUCCACCAUUCAUUAAAAAUCCUACAAUGUGAUUUUCUGGAGAAAAAAAAUCUCAAUUUGUCUGUCAUAGUUGACGUGUACCUAUGAUGAAAAUUACAGGCCUCUCUCAUCUUUUAAAGUGGGAGAACUUGCACAAUUGGUGGCUGACUAAAUACAUUUUUUCCCCACUGUACACAUAUUUAGAUGUUAUUUCGGGUGUAGCGCAAUGCUUGUGUUCCUAGCUCCACAACAAUACACACAAUACAAUACACAGUGCAUUCGAAAAGUAUUCAGACCCCUUGACUUUUUCCACAUUUUGUUAUGUCACAGCCUUAUUCUAAAAUGGAUAAAAAGAAUGAUCCUCAUCAAUCUACAAACAAUACCUCGUAAUGACAAAGCAAAAACAGGUUUUUAUACAUUUUUGCAAAUUUAUAAAAAAUACAAAACUACAUUAAAUUACAUUUACAUAAGUAUUCAGUGCCUUUACUCAGUACUUUGUUGAAGCACCUUUGGCAGCGAUUACAGCCUUGAGUCUUCUUGGGUAUGACGCUACAAGCUUGGCACACCUGUAUUUGGGGAGUUUCUCCCAUUCUUCUUCUCUGCAGAUUCUCUCAAGCUCUGUCAGGUUGGAUGGGGAGCGUCGCUGCACAGCUAUUUUCAGGUCUCUCCAGAAAUGUUAGAUCGGGUUCAAGUCCGGGCUCUGGCUGGGCCACUCAAGGACAUUCAGAGACUUGUCCUGAAGCCACUCCUGCAUUGUCUUGGCUGUGUGCUUAGGGUCGUUGUCCUGUUGGAAGGUGAACCCUCUCCACAGUCUAAGGUCCUGAGUGCUCUGGAGCAGGUUUUCAUCAAGGAUCUCUCUGUACUUUGCUCCGUUCAGCUUUCCAUCGAUCCUGACUUGUCUCCCAGUCCCUGCCGCUGAAAAACAUCCCCACAGCAUGAUGCUGCCACCACCAUGCUUCACCGUAGGGAUGGUGCCAGGUUUGCUCCAGGCGUGACGCUUGGCUUUCAGGCCAAAGACUUCAAUCUUGGUUUCAUUAGACCAGAGAAUCUUGUUUCUCAUAGUCUGAGAGUCCUUUAGGUGCCUUUUGGCAAACUCCAAGCGGGCUGUCAUGUGCCUUUUACUGAGGAGUGGCUUCCAUGUGGCCACUCUACCAUAAAAGCCUGAUUGGUGGAGUGCUGCAGAGAUGGUUGUCCUUCUGGAAGGUUCUCCCAUCUCCACAGAGGAACUCUGGAGCUCUGUCAGAGUGACCAUCAGGUUCUUGGUCACCUCCCUGACCAAGGCCCUUCUCCCCCAAAUGCUCAGUUUGGCCGGGCAGCCAGCUCUAGGAAGAGUCUUAGUGAUUCCAAACUUCCAUUGAAGAAUAAUGGAGGCCACUGUGUUCUUGGGGACCUUCAAUGCUGCAGAAAUGUUUUGCUACCCUUCCCCAGAUCUGUGCCUCGACACAAUCCUGUCUCAGAGCUCUACCGAUAAUACCUUUGACUUCAUGGCUUGGUUUUUGCUCUGACAUGCAGUGUCAACUGUGGGACCUUAUAUAGACAGGUGUGUGCCUUUCUAAAUCAUGUCCAAUCAAUUGAAUUUACCACAGAUAGACUCCAAUGAAGUUGUAGAAACAUCUCAAGGAUGAUCAAUGGAAACAGGAUGCACCUAAGCUCAAUUUCGAGUCUCACAUCAAAGGGUCUGAAUACUUAUGUAAAUAAGGUAUUUCUGUUAUUUAUUUAUUUAAAAUUAAAAACCUGUUUUCGCUUUGUCAUUAUGGAGUAUUGUGUGUAGAUUAAUGAGGAAAACAAGCAAUUUAAUCCAUUUUAGAAAAAGGGAAGGAGUCUGAAUAAUUGCAUGUGGUAUAUCUGAAGAAUAGUAUAUGUACAGCAAUAGUUAAAUAGAAUAGGCCUUGACUAGAAUACAGUAUAUACAUAUGAAAUGGGUAAAACAGUAUGUAAACAAUAUUAAAGUGACCAGUGUUCCAUGACUAUGUACACUGAACAAAAAUAUAAAUGCAACAUGCCACAAUUACAAGUCAUAUAAGGAAAUCAGUCAAUUUAAAUAAAUAAAUUAGGUCCUAAUCUAUGGAUUUCACAUGACUGGGAAUACACAUAUGGAUCUGUUGGUCACAGAUACUUUUUUUUUUUUAUGUAGGGGCCUGGAUCAGAAAACGAAUCAGUAUCUGGUGUGACCACCAUUUGCCUCAUGCAGCGCGACGCAUCUCCUUUGCAUAGAGUUGAUCAGGCUUUUGAUUGUGGCCUGUGGAAUGUUGUCCCACUCCUCUUCAAUGGCUGUGUGAGGUUGCUGGAUAUUGGCGGGAUCUGGAACACGCUGUCGUACACGUUGAUCCAGAGCAUCCCAAACAUGCUCAAUGGGUGACAUGUCUGGUGAGUAUGGCGCAGUGGUCUAAGGCACUGCAUCGCAGUGCUAGCUGUGCCACUAGAGAUCCUGGUUCGAAUCCAGGCUCUGCCGUAGCCGGCCGCGACCGGGAGACCCAUGGGGCGGCGCACAAUUGGCCCAGCGUCGUCCAGGGUAGGGGAGGGAAUGGCCGGCAGGGAUGUAGCUCAGUUGGUAGAGCAUGGCGUUUGCAACGCCAGGGUUGUGGGUUCGAUUCCCACGGGGGGCCAGUAUGAAAAGUAAAAAUAAGAAAAUAAUGUAUGCACUGACUAAAAUGUAAAUGUGAAUGUAUGCAGACCAUGGAAGAACUGGGACAUUUUCAUAUUCCAGGAAUUGUGUACAGAUCCUUGCCACAUGGGGCCAUGCAUUAUCAUGCUGAAACAUGAGGUGAUGGCGGCGGAUGAAUGGCACGACAAUGGGCCUCAGGAUCUCUGUGCAUUCAAAUUGCCAUAGCUAAAAUGCAAUUGUGUUCGUUGUCUAUAGCUUAUGUCUGCCCAUACCAUAACCCCACCGCCAACAUGGGGCACUCUGUUCACAACGUUGACAUCAGCAAACCGCUCGCCCACACGACGCUAUAUACUGCCAUCUGUCCGAUACAGUUGAAACCGGGAUUCAUUCGUGAAGAGCACACAUCUCCAGCAUGCCAGUGGCCAUCGAAGGUGAGCAUUUGCCCACUGAAGUUGGUUACGACGCUGAACUGCAGUCAAGUCAAGACCCUGGUGAGGACGACAAGCACGCAGAUUAGCUUCCCUGAGACGGUUUCUGAUAGUUUGUGCAGAAAUUCGGUUGUGCAAAACCCACAGUUUCAUCAGCUGUCCAGGUAGGCUGGUCUCAGACCAUCCUGCAGGUGAAGAAGCCGGAUGUGGAGGUCCUGGGCUGGCGUGGUUACACGUGGUCUGCGGUUGUUAUGCCGGUUGGACGUACUGCCAAAUUCUCUAAAACAACGUUGGAGGCGGUUUAUGGUCGAGAAUUGAACAUUAAAUUCUCUGGCAACAGCUCUGGUGGACAUUCCUGCAGUCAGCAUGCCAAUUGCACGCUCCCUCAAAACUUGAGACAUCUGUGGCAUUGUGUUGUGUGACAAAACUGCACAUUUUAGAGUUUAGUUAUUGUCCCCUGCACAAGGUACACCUGUGUAAUGAUCAUGCUGUUUAAUCAGCUUCUUAAUAUGCCACACCUGUCAGGUGGAUGGAUUAUCUUGGCAAAGGAGAAAUGCUCACUAACAGGGAUGGAAACAAAUUUGUGCACAACAUUUGAGAAAAAUAAGCUUUUUGUGCCUAUGGAACAUCUUUUACUUCAGCUCAUGAAACAUGGGACCAACGCUUUACAUGUUGUGUUUAUCUUUUUGUUCAGUAUACAUAGGGCAGCUGCCUCUAAAGUGCAGUAGAGUAACCGGGUGUGACAGUGACUAAGUUCGGGGUGAACAGGCCGUGGCUCGGGUGGCUGAGGUCCUUGCUGAGCUUCUUGGCCUUCCUGUGACACAGGUACUGUAGAUGUCCUGGAGGGCAGGCAGUGUGCCCCCGGUGAUGCGUUGAGCAGACCGCACCACCCUCUGGAGAGCCCUGCGGUUGCGGAUGGUGCAGUUGCCGUACCAGACGGUGAUACAGCCCGACAGGAUGUUCUCAAUGGUGCAUCUAUAAAAGUUUGUGAGGGUCUUAGGGGCCAAGCCAAAUGUCUUCAACCUCUAUUGCGCCUUCUUCACCACACUGUCUGUGUGGGUGGACCAUUUCAGAUUGUUAGUGAUGUGCACACUGAGGAACUUGAAGCUUUUCACCUUCUCCACUGCAGCCCUGUUGAUGUGGAUGGGGGCAUGCUCCGUCUGUUGUCUCCUGAAGUCCACGAUCAGCUCCUUCGUUUUGUUGACGUUGAGGUUAUUUUCUUGGCACCACUCCACCAGGUUCCUCACCACCUCCCUGUAGGCUGUCUCGUCGUCAUAAUCAGGAGACAACCUACAGGGAGGGGGUGAGGGCCUUGGCGGAGUGGUGCCAGGAAAAUAACCUCUCCCGCAACGUGUGUGCAAGCUUCCGUGCGUGUGUGAUAGAGUGUGUGGGGGUGUAGGACUAGCUGCAUGUAAUGGUACAGAGGCUGCUCUUCCGUGUUCCAGGGUUUUCAGCUUUUUAUAGCCGAUGCAAAUGUUGUUAUCUUUUGAAGCACCUGUUCAGAUUGCGUUCCAUUGUAUUGAACUCUCAGUAGCCGCCACACAGUAACCCAGAAGCCACUCUGGCAUCCAUUUCAUACACAACUGUUACACAAAACACACUUACUGUUUGAUUAAAGGGAUAGUUCACUUUUAAGAAGUUUUAGAUUAAUUUUGGGUGUUGUCAUUUCAUCCAAGCCAUUUUUUUAUAUUUUUUUAUUAAGCUGGCAAGCAUUUUUGAAGCAUGUUGAAAAUAUAUAUAUAAAAAACUUCCCAAAAUAAAGUAAGCUGUCCCUUUGAGCACUAGGAGUAAGUCAGUGAUCUACUACCAGAAAUAUUCUAAGAAGAUGCUAAACUUAUUAGCAUUAGCCGUAACGCCAGUGAGAAUGUUAACCGCGUGGUGCAUUCUGGGUCAAGGAGAGCACUCCUUUAAGGAGUCAUUUGGGCACUAGUUCAACCAGCCAACAUUAGCAUGAGAUGUUUACUGUUAACUUGUUCUCUGUAAUAUUGUAUAUUGUACAGUUUCAACCAAAAAGACCAGGGAGGUUUUCCAAUGCCUCACAAAGAAGGGCACCUAUUGGUAGAUGGGUAAAUAAAAUCAAAAAAAGCAGACAUUAAAUAUCCCUUUAAGCAUGGUGGUUAUUAAUUACACUUUGGAUGGUUUAUCAAUACACCAAGUCAAUACAAAGAUACAGGCAUCCUUCCUAACUGUUGGGAAAGGGCUCAUAAGGAAGCAUUUCACGGUAAAGUCUACACCUGUUGUAUUCGGUGCAUGUGACAAAUACAAUUUAGGGUGCGUUCGUAAGAAUAACUAAUGAAUUUACGAACACUCAACACCCGUUGAAUAUGGCCAGUGUCAAAUGGUCAGAGUGAGGUGUCCUCUCAUUUGUGUCUGGAAGUAGUGAGCAAGCUAGCCAACGUUAGCCUGCUAGCUUGGGCGCUUUACUGUCAUUGUGAGGUCAGAACGCUCGGAUCAACCCUACUCCUCGGCCAGAGCGUCCAGUGAGCGUUUGAAUUUAUGAAUGGACAAUCUGACAACGCUCUGAAUUUACGAACGCCCAGAGUGCACUCUGGCACUCCAGAUUGAAUGUACAAACACACCCUUCAUUUGAUUGAUUUGAUUAUGAAUCGUGACAUUAUGUACUUUAGAAGAAAAUUAGAAGUUACUCGACUCAUACCCUGACUUUCUAGAAGGGAGUGCGUGGCGAAUGGCUUAGCAACCUCAUGACGCAUUAUGACAACAUAAACGUGAUUGGUCAAGAUUCCCCAUUAUCUAAGCGUUAUGCAUUUCUCCAUUCAUUCUCCCCGCUGUUUAGCAUCUCCCUCCUUCUUAUAAAUAUCUCUGAUACUACUUUUCUACUAUACAGACCAGGUCAAAGGUCAAACCAGCAAUGAGGCAAGGGGCUAGACAAGAUAAACUACAAAACAGUCAGGGCUGGAUUCAAUUUACAGUUGAAGUCGGAAGUUUACAUACACCUUAGCCAAAUACAUUUGAACUCAGUUUUUCAACAAUUCCUGACAUUUAAUCCUAGUACAAAAUUCCCUGUUUUAGGUCAGUUAGGAUCAUCACUCUAUUUUAAGUAUGUGAAAUGUCAGAAUAAAUAGGAGAGAGGAUGAUUUAUUUCAGCUUUUAUUUCUUUCAUCACCUCAAACUACGCAACAGUUUAUAAUUUGGAGAGAGCACCUCAAACUACGCAACAGUUUAUAAUUUGGAGAGAGCACCUCAAACUACACAACAGUUUCUAAUUUGGAGAGAGCACCUCAAACUACACAACAGUUUCUAAUUUGGAGAGAGCACCUCAAACUACGCAACAGUUUCUAAUUUGGAGAGAGCACCUCAAACUACACAACAGUUUCUAAUUUGGAGAGAGCACCUCAAACUACGCAACAGUUUCUAAUUUGGAGAGAGCACCUCAAACUACGCAACAGUUUCUAAUUUGGAGAGAGCACCUCAAACUACACAACUGUCACCGAUUCUGCCGAGGCUGCUCCUCCUCCUAGUUCGGGCAGGCUUCGGCGUUCGUCGUCCCCGGAGUACUAGCUGCCACUGUUGAAUGUUUCUAUGUUUGAUUGCUUUUGUCUGUUUGUUACACCUGUGUCCGUUUGUGUCUGAUUACGUGUUCUAUAAGUUGCCUGUGUUGUAUUGGUUAGGUUGUGUGUUGUUUUUCGCCUGUCCGUAGUGCUGCGUGUUUUUUCUCUGUUUUGUUGUUUUGUUGUUUUAUUGUUUUACGCAUAGUUUGCGUAAUAGCUCGCCUCUGUUUUGUUUUGAGGCCGAUCGUUGUAUCUUUGCCUUGUGGUUCACAAGUAAACUUUAUUGGACUAAGCUUCGGUGUCCUGCGCCUGACUCCCACACCACAUACACCUCAGCCUUGACAACAACAGUUUCUAAUUUGGAGAGAGCACCUCAAACUACGCAACAGUUUCUAAUUUGGAGAGAGCACCUCAAACUACACAACAGUUUCUAAUUUGGAGAGAGCACCUCAAACUACGCAACAGUUUCUAAUUUGGAGAGAGCACCUCAAACUACACAACAGUUUCUAAUUUGGAGAGAGCACCUCAAACUACACAACAGUUUAUAAUUUGGAGAGAGCACCUCAAACUACACAACAGUUUCUAAUUUGGAGAGAGCACCUCAAACUACACAACAGUUUAUAAUUUGGAGAGAGCACCUCAAACUACAUAACAGUUUCUAAUUUGGAGAGAGCACCUCAAACUACACAACAGUUUCUAAUUUGGAGAGAGCACCUCAAACUACACAACAGUUUCUAAUUUGGAGAGAGCACCUCAAACUACACAACAGUUUAUAAUUUGGAGAGAGCACCUCAAACUACACAACCGUUUCUAAACCAGCAUUUAAGGAAAUGUGCCCUUCAUAAAGGGAAGGUUCCGUGCCAAAAGAAAUAGCGCUGACUGUCAUCUGCAUUGUUCUGUAAACUGUAUUGUCAACAGUGUUGAACAAGGACAGACAGACCGUAUCACCACUUUAUUGUACAAUAUCUUGGUCCUAGUAAUAGUUAAUGCUCAGGCAUAGCCUAAAAGGCUGCCCAAAGUAGGCCAACUUCAUUCCUGUGGCUUUUGGCACGUGUUCAUUCAUUUCGCCAACUUGUGUUUUGUCUUCCUCUGUCCUCUCUCUCUCUCUCUCUCUCUCUCUCCCUCUCUUCCUUUCUCUCUCUCUCUCUCUCUCUCUCUCUCUCUCUCUCUCUCUCUCUCUCUCUCUCUCUCUCUCUCUCUCUCUCUCUCUCUCUUCUCUCUCUCUCCUCUCUCUCUCUCUCUCUCUCUCUCUCUCUCUCUCUCUCUCUCUCUCUCUCUCUCCCUUUUCUCUCUCUCUCUCUUCCUUUCUCCUCUCUCUCUCUUUCUCUCUCUCUCUCUCUCUCUCUCUCGUCCUCGCCCAUUUUGUUGGAGAGGAUAUGGCAGGCAUGACUCAGGUGGCUCUUGGACUCAUAAGUGACUCAUGACUCAUACUCUGACUCAAGUCAAUUUUCAUAUCAUUCCUAUGACUGAAUAGCCUCCAUGCUUAGAUUUAAAAUUCCUGUGCAGCAGGUACAACGUUAAUAUGACAGACUCUCUCCCAGGGUGACGCCAAGCACCAAGUUCAUUAGCAAUCAUCUAACAAUUACCUGAUGUAAUCAAAAUCGACUAUAUGACACUUGUAGAAACAUUUAAGUUUAUUAAUCACAACUGUAGUAGAGGAAUGCCACCACAUAGCGGUCUGCCUCGUAUGGGCUAAAUUGGCUUAUUGCUGAUAAACAACAAAAAGAGAGUCUCCUCUUACUGGGCAACUUUAGAUCAUAGUUCCUUUAUCAGAUCACAGCUUCAGCUGUACAGGUGUACAUGCCCACCUCGGAGUACGACGCCUACAGAACAUCCCCUUAACUUCUUAUUCUCGUUUACCCCUACAUAAACCAAUCAAACAGAUGGCUCCCUCUCUGGCCAUCACAGUCUCCCUGUUACAACACACUUUCUGUCUGUGUAUGUGGGUUACACUACCAUUCCCUCUUGAUACUAAAUUAACGCCUCUCUGGUUCCACUUAAACAUUAACACUUCAGAUCUCAAAUACACGACAGGUCCUCUGGUAGCUCAGCUGGUAAGAGCACAGCGUUGUACGCCAAGGUAGUGGGUUCGAUCCCCGGGACCACACAUACACAAAAAUGUAUGCACGCAUGACUGUAAGUCGCUUUGGAUAAAAGCGUCUGCUAAAUGGCUUAUUAUUAUUAUUAUGCUCAAUGUGAAGGUUUACUGCAGGUCGUGAAUGUAUCAAAAGACAUGCUACGUGUUUUCUCUCUCUGCACAGGAUAUUGUUGAAGAUGACUUCAACUGUCUCACAUGAGACCAACUUCACUACAGUCUUCUCCAAUACCACGACCACCACCAAGUCCAAAGAACAAAUACUCACCCAGAGUAAGUAGGCGUUUGUGUCACAGGAGGUUGGUGGCACCUUAAUUGGGGAGGACGGGCUCGUGGUAAUGGCUGGAGGGAAAUUUGUGGAAUAGUAUCAAAUACAUCAAACACAUGGUUUGAUGCCAUUCCAUUCACUCCGUUCCAGCCAUUAUUAUGAGCCGUCCUCCCCUCAGAAGCCUCCAUUGGUGUGUGUGUGUGUGUGUGUGCGUGUGCGUGUGUGUGACCUGGCUGGUGUGUGUGAGAACCAUUAUUUAUUUUUUUACAUCAUUUUAUUUGGAGUUCAAAUUAAAAAAAGAUUCAGUAGUUAAUAAACUAUUCCGAAUAUUUUCUAAAUUUCACCAAGUGGUUAUCAUCAAACAAAACACCUCCCCUAUGGAAGUUCAAAUCAAUAGGAUAGUAUGGCCCUAGUUAAGAUAAGCAUGUGCUGAUUAGAUGUCACACCAUCUAAUCAAGAUGUACUGUAAGGGAUUGGAAACAACUUAAACUUAACCCUGUCACUAAAGGAUACACCUACAAUCCCUCCUAACUAUGCCAUCUAUCAACAACGAAAGGCUCAACACAGCAUGCAAGAUGGCUGACCAAGGAAUGUUGAUGACAGGGUACUAAAUUACCAUUCACUAUCACAAAUAAAUAACACGUUUCCUCUCUGCUCAUUUUCCAGGUUCAGGGGCUAUGAUUGCUGUCAUCGUCAUUGGCAUCAUUAUUCUCGUAACUAUACUGCUUGUCAUCCUGAAGACAUACAACAGGUCAGGCUGCAUUCCAUAUAAAUAGGCCUCCAUGACAUUCUCAGAGUGUUCUCACACUUGGUCCCUUUCAGCCAAUUUCUCUGAACUCAGUGCGGUUUGCUUCAUUUUUUUGUUCAGCGUGAACAUUCCAAAGGAACUCAGACCCCUCAAAAAAGCCCCCGAAGUGAACCAAACUGAAACCGUCUCUGGAGGUGGUCUGAGUUCGGUUCUCUUGAAUUCCGCGAUCCAGUUCCCUUUUUUAGGGCAACGUGAACACAAAGCUCCCCAGGUUCGCUUGUCAUUAUUCCCCGCACCACACACUAGACUACUGCAACACUGUUACCGUUGCCCCUGCCAUAACCCCUCACACUAGACUACUGCCAUAACCCCUCACACUAGACUACUGCAUAACCCCUCACACUAGUAUCUACUGCCAUAACCCCUCACACUAGACUACUGCCAUAACCCCUCACACUAGACUACUGCAAUCAACAGACACUGAUAACCCUCACACUAACACUGCCAUAACCCUCACAUAGAUACUGCCAAACCCUCACUAGACACUGCCCUAACCCCUCCCACUUGCCCUAACCCCUCCAGAACCCAUAACCCCUCACACUAGACUACUGCCAUAACCCCUCACACUAGACUACUGCCAUAACCCUCACACUUAGACUACUGCAACACCCGUUUCCCCCUCGCCAUAACCCCUCACACAGACUACUGCCAUAACCCCUCACACUAGACUACUGCCAUAACUCCUCACACUAGACUACUGCCAUAACCCUCACACUAGACUACUGCCAUAACCCCUCACACUAGACUACUGCCCUAACCCCUCACACUAGAAAUACUGCCAUAACCCCUCAGACUGCCAUACCCCCACAAAUAGACAGCAUAACCCCUCACACUAGACUACUGCCAUAACCCUCACACUAGACUACUGCAACCUGUUUCCCCUGCCAUAACCCCUCACACUAGACUACUGCCAUAACCCCUCACACUAGACUAGUGCCAUAACCCCCCACACUAGACUACUGCCAUAACCCCUCACACUAGACUACUGCCAUUUACGCCCUACACACUAGACUACUGCCAUAACCCCUCACACUAGACUACUGACAUACCCUCCAUUUUCCAUCAAAGAUACUGCGAUAAUGACACUAUGGACAUGAACUCGUUUCCUGCAUACCUACACAAGCUAUGCACAAAACCAAAAUACUGCGCAGUUUUACAUACACCGAUUCCACUAUUGAUCUUGCAAUACGUUUCCGUUGGCCAUAACCCCUCACACUUUUUUGAUGUGUUUUAACCUUACACACUAGACUAUUUGCUUAGAAUCACAACAUAGGUACUCAUAACCCUCACACCCUUGGACGACAACUGCCUAACCCCUUUAAGUUGAAUAGGUUGCAUAACCGCUCACACUAGAGUUAUGUUAAUAAGGCGUUUAUGAUUACCUUAGGAUUAGGGUGGCGAUACCCUCAACUAGACGAGUGGCCAUAUAACCCUCACACUAGACGACGGCCAUACCCCCUCACACUAGACUACUGCAACACCGUUUCCCCUGCCAUAACCAAUAAUAUUUACAUGUUAAUAUUAUCUUCAAAUUAUAAUUAUCACUACAGGUCUCAUCUUUUAACUAUGUAAAUUCAAUCUAUUAGCUUCCACUAUGUUAGUAUAUCUACGCUGAAUAAAAAUAUAAAUGCAACAUGCAACAAUUUCAAAGAUUUUACAAAGAGUUACAGUUCAUAUGUGACCGACCGACUUGAUUCGUUCUGAUGUAGCAACAUUUGAAAUGGUGUUUUUUACAUUCUAUAAAAGUAGAGACCCAGAGCUAGAAAAUGGUUAUAUCAAACACUACAGUCGAGGAACAAUGGGAAAGUAAUUCUGCUUUGAAAGUUGAUAAACUUCUAACCUCACUUUUAAGAAAAUGGCCUUUGAAUGUUUUGGUACAACCAUUCAGCAUCGUUCACACCCUCUAAAGCUUUAGCCCCACCCAUCUCUUUAAGUUGUCGCAGUGACAUCAUGAAAAUUCUAUUGAAAUGGAUACUAAUAGUGGAGUCUUUUGUUAAGACAUGUAGCUAGCUAGCUAAACAAUUAACCAUAAUCUCAACUCAUGACUUUACUACCCUGCAUGAAUCUGCAGGUAGCUAACCAACCAGGUUUAAUGUUAGCCAGCUAACAUUAGCUAGCUAGCUAACAGUACACUUUAACUUGAAAUGAAAACGACUUUCUGACAAAAUUAGAAAUGUGUAAUAUCUGAAAAUUUAGCUAGCUAGACUAUCUUACCCGUAUACAUGGAUGGACGCUUCUCCCUCUCUGUCACGGAUGCCAUGGUUGCCUUUAGUUUGAAGAUGUAAUCCGGAGACAGGUGUUUUCUCCAUCUCCUUAGCUAUCAUACUCUAAUUCCACUGAUUUCAAAAAUCAGUCCUGCAGAAAGUGGAGAGCAAAACUUAUGCAGUUCUACUACGCAAUAUAUAUAUAUUUUUAAAGCCGCGUUAGACAGGAUUACCUACACAUACUGACCAGCUCAAAUAGUGGGCUAAAUGGCAGACCAAUCCAAACUCAUCUUUCGGCAUGUCCAGCCUACUCAUUAUCUCAGCCAAUCAUAGCUAGCGGGAAGGUUGCUGUCUUUUUCUGUGGCUAAACAACCUAGGCUUGUACUUUAACAAUUGUAUUCGUAUUUACAGAUGGCAUACAAGUUUGAUAUUAAGGCACAUGAAAGUUCACAUGUUCCAGAAGGCAUUUUUGCCAAAAAAUGCAUUUGGAUUUAAAAAAAAAGUGUGAAGUAGUGACGCGUGACAUACGCCUAGUUUCCUGAAACGAGUCACAUAUAAGAAAAUCAGUCAAUUGAAAUAAAUUAAUUAGGUCCUAAUCUAUGGAUUUCACAUGACUGGGAAUACAGAUAUGGAUCUGUUGGUCACAGAUACCUCAACAACAAAAAGUAGGGGCGUGGAUCAGAAAACCAGUCAGUAUCCGGUGUUACCACCAUUUGCCUCAUGCAGCGCAACACAUCUCCUUCUCAUAGAGUUGAUCAGGCUGUUGAUUGUGGCCUGUGGAAUGUUGUCCCACUCCUCUUCAAUGGCUGUGCGAAGUUGCUGGAUAUUGGCAGGAACUGGAACACUCUGUCAUACACGUCGAUCCAGAGCACCCUAAACAUGCUCAAUGGGUGACAUGUCUGGUGAGUAUGCAGGACUUGGAAGAACUGGGACAUUUUCAGAUUCUAGGAAUUGUGUACAGAUCCUUAUGGCUUGGAGCUGUGCAAUAUCAUGCUGAAACAUGAGGUGAUGGUGGCGGAUGAAUGGCACGACAAUGGGCUUCAGGAUCUUGUCACGGUAUCUCUGUGCAUUCAAAUUGCCAAUCGAUACUAUUUAAUUGUGUUCGUUGUCCGUAGCUUAUGCCUGCCCAUACCAUAACCCCACCGCCACCAUGGGGCACUCUGUUCACAACGUUGACAUUAGCAAACCGCUCACCAACAUGACGCCAUGCUGUCAUAUGCCCAGUACUACAGUUGAAACUGUGAUUCAUCCGUGAAGAGCACACUUUUCCAGCGUGCCAGUGGCCAUCGAAGGUGAGAAUUUGCCCACUGAAGUCAUUUACGACGCCGAACUGCAGUCAGGUCAAGACCCCUGUGAGGACGACAAGCACGCAGAUGAGAUUUUAUGAGACAGUUUCUGACAGUUUGUGCGGGUGGCUCGUCUCAGGCUAUCCCGCAGGUGAAGAAGCUGCAUGCUGAGAUCCUGGACUGGCGUUUUUUACACGUGGUCUGCGGUUGUGAGGCCGGUUGGACGUACUGCCAAAUUCUCUAAAACGACGUUGGAGGCAGAUUACGGUAGAGAAAUUGACAUUCAAUUCUCUGUCAACAGCUGGUGGACAUUCCAUUCAGCAUGCCAAUCAGCAGCUCUCCCUCAAAACUUGAGACAUCAGUGGCAUUGUGUUGUAUGAAAAAUGGAAUACACUGAAUAGAAAGCAAAACUCCAGCACACUGGUGAUGUUGAUGCUUCUGAACAUUAAAUGGGUCGCAUAAAAUAUCUGUGCUAUAACAAAUAACAUUUUAGCACAUUUACUAUUGAAUUGUAUAUUUUGUCCUAAUCCAGAUGUUAUUCACUGUAUAUGUUAUCCUAAUCCAGAUGGUAUUAACUGAAUAUGUUGUCCUAAUCCAGAUGAUAUUAACUGUAUAUGUUGUCCUAAUCCAGAUGGUAUUAACUGUAUAUGUUGUCCUAAUCCAGAUGUUGCUGACUUUUCCUGAUUAUUCAUUAGAAAUGAACUAAGAUUUAAAAAUGCAAUUUAUAACUAUGGUAUGUUUUGUUAUAGUGUGGGCCCAGAGUUUUUCCUGGUCAGGUGACAAGGUCAGGGAAAUCUCAGGGUCCUAAAGUUGACCUUUAGAAUAGAAUAGAAUAAUUUAGGAAACUUAUUUUUUAAAGCAUUCAGAUAAAAAAUGUAACAUAUUCAAAUGUCUUUCUCCUUCACAAGGCGGACACAUGCAUCCAGAGUGCUGGGUAGAGGCUCCAAAGGUCCACCUCGUCAGAAAAUGUCUUCCUCUACAAUGCAGACCAGCAUACCCUUGGGAAAUUUAGGAGCCAGCUCUGUGUCUGGUAGCUUUGCUCUGUCUAGUAGUAUGUCAGAAAAUGGAUUCCGGCUACCCCGAGUGGAACUAAACAGCCUGGACUACAACAACUUGGAGCAGCAGAGUACGAUCAGCGAUUCCACAGUGGUCACCAUACAUGAUACUCCAUCACUAGGAAAUACAUAG